Cylindrotheca closterium is the source of this 1536-nucleotide messenger RNA. NCBI's taxonomy places the organism in Eukaryota, Bacillariophyta, Bacillariophyceae, Bacillariales, Bacillariaceae. The record is from the annotation of a GenBank genome assembly.
AUGUCGUCCUACUUAGCAUCCAACCCAUCUCAAGGUCAGAGGCUGUCGUCUAACGGAGCCAGCAUCCAAUCCAGCACCUCCCCUUACUUUGCAGCAAGGCAUGACGGUAGAAAAUUCCAGCAGACCUGGCAAGCAAUUGCAAACGAUGACACAGAAGUCUUGUCGUCAGUCGCGCCAAUAACAAGUGGCUUCAAAGAUGGAAUUGUGUCCGAUCGGCACUAUGAUGCCAAACAUCAGAGUACCCAAGGGGGCUCGGAUACUGGCGAAUAUUCACCCAAUUCCAAGAGAACAAGAUCAAUCUUCAAACCCUGCUCCAUGUGUUGCCUCAUCAUUUCUGCAUUCUUGAUCUACAUCUUGGGCAUCCUGACAGAACGCAUGAUUUUGAAGGUGGACAAUUCAUCGUCGUUGACUCGCGCAACAUCCUUGUACGGAGUAUCUGACACCUUUGCAAGCCGAAGUGCAAGUCUCCCCAUGGUCACAUUAGGAACUUACUACUAUCCUUGGUACGCCGACGACUUUCAUAGAGGAGACGGUUACCUUCGCAAGAAUUUGGGACAAAAGCCAGUCUUGGGAGAGUAUGAUGACCGCGAUCCCGCGAUCAUUGCUCAGCAUUUGGAGUGGAGCAAACGCGCCAACAUUGAGCUUUGGAGCGUUUCUUGGUGGGGGAAACAUUCUCGAGAAGAUAAUACUACCCGGGAAGUCAUCCUUACCCACCCUGAUUUGCUGGAUAGCGACUUUCAGAUUUCUCUCUUUUACGAAACCUUUGGCCGAAUCAAAGAGGAGGAGAACUACUCCUUACACCGCGUCGGUCCGGAUAUGGAAUUUAUGUGUUCCAACUAUUUCAAUCACCCCAAUUACUUCCAUAUUGGUGGCAAGCCAGUGGUCUACAUGUACUUGUCUCGUCUUUUGGACGAGAAAGGGCUCUUGGCAGAAGUCAUUCAAGUGAUGCGUCAGGCUGCCCAAGAUGCGUGUGGGCAAGACAUUUACAUUAUUGGUGACCAUAUCUUUGGACCUCCAGAUGACUCGGUUGUCAAAGACGCCCAAAUCGCCCUGGAAUUGUUGGACGCUGUCACCAACUACGAUGUUUAUGGCAGCAUGUCCAAGUCGGUCGGUUCCAAGGGUGGAUAUUUUCUGGAAGAUGACGUCCGCCGCUACUAUGAGAUUGAACAACGCGAGUGGAAGGGCAUUGUCAACCAAAAAAACUGCGCCUACAUUCCUGCAGUAUCUCCUGGAUACAAUGACAGGGCGGUUCGUUUUGAAGAGAAUCAAAUUCCACUUUCGAGGUCUCUCUUUGGUGGUGCUCCCGGUUCACUCUUCGAUACGGCCGUCAUGAGUGCCAGAACCUUGGUGGACUCGUCUGCUUCUAGCGUGCUCAUGGUGAACUCAUUCAAUGAAUUUCACGAAGACACUCAGAUUGAACCUGUCACGGCUGGAGAAUGGAGUAGCAUGGCAUUCAACAUGACAUAUGGAUUGAGUUAUCAUGGAUAUGGGACUUUGUACUUGGAUAUUUUGAGGAGUGCCUUUCGAAAGUCUUAA